Messenger RNA from Cryptomeria japonica (Japanese cedar), 1031 nucleotides. RefSeq lists its product as uncharacterized. The transcript is spliced from 4 exons. The coding region runs from base 83 to 907 and encodes 274 amino acids. Lineage: Eukaryota; Viridiplantae; Streptophyta; Pinopsida; Cupressales; Cupressaceae. The record is from RefSeq and is a predicted model, not a curated record.
CCCAACAAAAUUUUACUGUAAUCAAACGAGUUAUUAGCGUGGCCAUUGAAACCAUGGCGAACAUUUGAAAUCACGGGCCAAGAUGGACAUAGAAGGAGGGUUUCCUGUAUGGAAGGCGAUAAGGCGAAAGUUGAGUCUGGAUGCUCCUUUUUUUACUGUUGCUCUUGCUAAACAGGUUACAUUGGAUUUAAGUUCUGAAGAUGAUAAAGAACAACUUGAUAGCUUGCAAGAUGAAGAAUUCUGGGAUUUACCUUGCCCAAUCAUUGGUUGUGGUGCACGACUCAGUUCCAUGGUAGAAUUUGAAGAUCACUAUUUUGCUCGGCAUACUGCAACAUGUUCUGUAUGCUCUAGGGUUUUUCCAACAACUCGUUUGUUGAAUAUACAUGUGGCUGAAUCGCACGAUUCAUUUUUUCAAGCUAAAGUUGAUCGUGGCUAUCCGAUGUAUGAGUGUCUUGUAGAAGGCUGUGGAAUGAAAUUCAACAGCGAUAAAGGUAGACAUCAACAUUUGGUGGAUAAGCACAAGUUUCCAAAGUCCUUUGGAUUUAGAAAAAACCACCAUCCCUCAAAACGACAGCGCCAACGACUACGAGCUCAGGUUGGUUCCAAUGCCAAUGCCAAGCACCACCUACAUCAUGCUUCAACUAGAAAGUCAAAGAACUAUCUUGAGCUUCUUCCAGACCAAGAGGAACCAAAUUCAUUGAACAAAGAUGAUGAUGAUGGCAACCCCAAUGCAGAAGAAGGAAAAGAAAAUAUGAGCAUGGAAGUGGAACAGAGUAUUGAAGAUCUGACAAGUGCUGUAUCAAAGCUAAGCACACAGGAUGGUGUCCCUAAAGCUGUCAGCUUUGGCCACCGUCACAAUCGGGCCUUUACAUUUAUCCCUCGUUCAAUGCAUAGGAAAACAGGAUAAUGUGUGUCUGCAUUCCUAUCUACUUCAUCUCAUCAUCACUAUGAAUGUAGAUUACAAUCAUUAGUUUUGGUCAAAUUUGUGAAUUAAAAUUACUUGUUUGCAAUCAUAAGCAUGCAUUAACUCU